CUCUCAAUCACGAAAUCUGCCUGCUCUCUCCCCUCGCCAACCAUCAGUUUUCGGUCAACUUUCUCCUCCGCCUUUUCACUUUUAAUACUAUUCCAUCGUCAUCCCGAUUUCGGUUGGUGGUCGGUGCGGGUGGGUGGAUGACAGGAUUAUCCUCACCUUCAGUGUACUGGGAGAUAAUAGCUGUUGUAAACUGGGCGAGAUAAAUUAGUGGGCUGAUUCAUUCAUUCUGAGCGACGACCCUCACUCCCUGAAGCUCUGCACUCUCAAUAUACGUUUAUGUACUAGAUAAAUAAUAUAGCAACUAACUAACUACACACUGUUAAAGUGGGUAAUAAUAAAUCUGGUUUGUAGAGCAAACAAAAAGUCUGAUCAACGUUCCAAGAGUCACAAAAUUUUGUGCAUCUAAAAUUAGGACAGCUUUUGAUUGAGAGAGAAAAAGAGGAGUCACGUUUUUUUAGAUAAAGUGAUUCAUUCCGGUGGUGGUGUUUGUAUGCAGUUUUGAAUAUAUGAACGAUAGUCACGAUAUUAUUAACUUGGUGUAGUCAGUGAUACAUAUUUUACAUUCGUAGAGAGAGGAGAUAGUUUAUGGGAAGGUUUCUUGGAAGGUUAUCUAGUUGGUUAUCAUUGCACAUGUCAGCCUGUUUAUCAAAAGCAAUAAACUUUGUUCACAUCACAGUAAGUACACAGUGCACAGGCACAACAUAAUAGCCACCAACGCAAAGCAGCAGCUGAUGAGUACUGUUGACAGCAGAACUUUAAUUUCCCUGCUUGGUGCUUAUUAAUAGGUUAUUAAGACUAUGGUGAGAGAGUUAUAACAAAUUAAUUGUUGAGAAACGCACGUAAUUGGAGGAUUUUGCGUCAUUUUAAUUGAGUUUUUGUUGAAAUAUUCCACCCAUCCCCCUAUUGCAUAAUUAUGGAGAUCUCGAAAGAUACGAUUCAGCAAAAUUUCCCGUUGCACAAGUUAGUUUGGGAAAAUAAAGCCUUCGAGUUAGAGAGAAUGCUGGUUGCAAAGGACUUUCAGGUAGCUGAAGAAAUUGAAAAAUUGGAUCCAAGGGGGAGAACACCACUCUUACUUGCAGUCGCUCUUGGCCACAAGGAGGCAACGCAAGUACUUUUGAAAAAUAAUGCUUCUGCCCAAUUUGAGCACAGUUCAGGAUGGAACGUACUGCAUGAGGCUACGUGUCGAGCAGAUCCAGAUCUUAUAAGAUUGGUACUUGAACACAAAGAUGCUCAGAAACAGAGUAAACGAAGCAGUAUGGUUCCUGAUCUCUUGAGACGACUAGCGGAUGCUCCCGACUUUUAUGUCGAAAUCAAGUUUGAGCUUUCCAGUUGGAUGCCCUUUAUUGGGAGUGUUGUUCCACAACAGGUCCAUAGAGUGUACAAAAUGGGUUCAAAAGUCAGAGUCGACACGUGUGUUUUGGAAGGCGAAACCCCAGACUGGUCAAAUUCUGUGACCGUGAUUUUUCAAGUAUUUGGUGACACUGUUAGGAUGCUUGAAAUUUAUCAUGCUACGCAACAAGGAUUUAGUAACAUUAUUUUAUCAGGAAAAAAUCAAAACAAUGUUGUUGUUCCUGACAGCCUUUUGUACGAAAGAACUAUUUCGCAUAGACUCUCGCGUCCAGCAAUGAUUGCUUAUGUUGAUUUAGAGAAGAUUGAGUUCGAAAGAAACAAGACUGUCUGGGGUUGGGGGAGUGAUAAAACAGAGGUGGUCAACAACUAUGAGUGCAAAGUUUUCAGCGCAUCAAAUGUUGAAUUUGUUACUAAGUUGCGAACGGAACAUUUGAGCGAAUCUGAAAAAGAUUCCGCAACGAACAAGGGUUAUUCCAAGUCCCAACUUCACAAAAUGUUACACACCUUUGGAUCCACUGAAACUACAGAAUUAACUCAGGGAGCAGCUGCUGCGGCGCAUGGAGCAACGUCUUUAAAUCAUGACGAAAUAACAAUGGAGCAGUAUUUUGACUCAAAGUGUGAUCUUGAUGGCCGUGACAUUGGUCGCUCUAAAGAAGUUAGAAAGAAGAUAAAUAAAUUCAAGGCACAAGUUUGGCUGUCUGAAGAUUACCCUGUGAACUUACAGGAACAAAUUAUGCCCAUUAUUGAUAUUAUGGCGCUCUCGAACACCAUGUUUAGUAAGCUUAAACAAUUCAUUCAGAUGCAAAUUCCUGCUGGCUUCCCCGUCAAAAUAGAAAUACCAUUGUUUCACGUGGUCAACGGACGUGUCACUUUCCACAACGUGUUUUCUACAGAGUCUCGGGUGGCUGGAGUAUCCUACAUUAAGGAAGAAGAAACUGGAAGGUUGUCAUGUGUGCUUGAUGGCGACUUAUUUGAACCCCCUCCGCAUUAUCAUAUCAAAAUGGUUACUCAUUUGGCUCCAAUCAACCCUUCGGAUGACGACCUUUUUAGUUGGACCAUGCCAGAUGAGGAGAAUGAUGAACAGAGUAGAGAUCAGGGUAAGAUGGUUGAUAUCUACGAGGCACUAAAUGCUCCCAGAUCACUCACCAAGGAUUCGACUCAUACUACUCCAGAUUCUGACGCAGAAGAACAACUGCUUCAGCGAGCAAUUGAAGAAAGCUUAAUGAUGGCCCGAUUACAAGAAAAUCCUUCUUGGAGACCGUCCACUGAAAGUCGUCCGGUGCCAGUAGUGUCAGUUACUCCUGGGUCCCCAGCUUCAGGACAUGUGGCAACCGGUAUGCAAAGAACGAAUAGUCUGGAAGAGUUGCAAGCAGUUCUCGAUUUGUCACGACGGGAAACAGACGAAGAAAAUCGUCUCCGACUCGAAGAAGAUGAAGCUUUAAGGAAAGUUUUAGAACUGUCCCUUCGAGAACAAUGAAACACUACUUUCAAUUGUCCUUCGCAUCUUUUAAAGUAAUUAUCAAGUUAUUAAUAGGAUCCAUUUUAAAUUUUAGUCAUCCAGUUGUUUCCAGUCAUCAUAUUAUUGCGGUUCACGAACAGAUUUAAGGUGCAAGUUCAAUUACUAUUGUUAUUCAUUAAGUCGCUGGUACAUAAAUCAGUUAGCACAAAUGUACGAAAUCCUACUCCAUUGUAUGAGGUUUUUAAGCAACUGUUUGGAUUUUUGAACUUUUGUGUUGUGGUUCAUGAAUGUUUUAAUUUAAAUAUACAUGUAUAUUUAUAUGUUUCACAGUAUUAUUUAAAAAAUCACAUGCAGGUAUAUUAUUUGAUGUUAAAAUUCGUCCAUUGCUUAUUCCUUGUAUUUAAACAUUAACAUUUCCAUAUUAUUAUAUUAUACUUCAUCGAUUAUAUCAUGUGGCAUUUCUUGAGCUUUUCGUAAUCUGAAUCUCCUAUUCAUCCUGUAAAACUAAGCUGAUGUGUUAACAAUAUCUUUUAAUUUAAUAGAUAAUAUCAUUACUUAAUUGAACCUCGCCAAACCGAUUUUGCAAGUCACUCUAUUUAGCAAUUAAAUGGUGACUAACUACAACUCCCACCAGGCAGGAUCCGUAUCUUAUAACAAUUAAAUGUAUGUAGGUUCCCUCAUCAAUAAAGUGAUUCCAAUAGGUUCAAAAGCUAUGAAAUAUUUACAAUGAAUGAGGAAACUCACUCAAUCCAUGUCGCGUUUCUACAUAUGUACAUGGUUUGGACUAUCUACUUGCCACGCUUUGAAACAUACAGUUCCACAACAAUUCUACGUAUUACAAAGAAGCUAUACUUAUUUAAACUGGUGGUGCUACAUAUAUAUAAUCAUGCUAACAUUAUAAUGUUUAUAUGUUAUUCUAAAUUUUAACUAGUCUCUGCUUUUAUUUACAAACGAAAAACUGAAUAAAAGAAUUGAAUAAAUGUUAACAAUUUAUGCAUAUUAAUGCAUAAAUGAAGUAACAUUCCACAUA
Messenger RNA from Folsomia candida, 3839 nucleotides. Its product is annotated as ankyrin repeat domain-containing protein 13D. The transcript is spliced from 13 exons. The coding region runs from base 914 to 2827 and encodes 637 amino acids. NCBI's taxonomy places the organism in Eukaryota, Metazoa, Arthropoda, Collembola, Entomobryomorpha, Isotomidae. The record is from RefSeq and is a predicted model, not a curated record. Gene Ontology annotation, cellular component: cytoplasm. Gene Ontology annotation, molecular function: protein binding.